AUGAUUGUGGACUUCAGGAAGAGCACUGUCCCCCCGCCCCCACCCUCCGUGAUGGACUCCCCCAUCACCUCUGUGGAGUCCUUCUGUUUCCUGGGCACCACCAUCACCCACGACCUCAAGUGGGAGCCGACCAUCAGCUCCCUCAUCAAGAAGGCCCAGCAGAGGAUGUACUUCCUGCGGCAGCUCAGGAAAGCCAAGCUGCCUGCACAGAUGUUGGUGCAGUUCUACACGGCCAUCAUCGAGUCCAUCCUCACCUCCUCCAUCACCGUGUGGUUCGCUGGAGCCACAGUCAGGGACAAACAGAGACUACAGUGCAUUGUGCGCUCUGCAGAGGAAGUGAUCGGCCGCAGCCUUCCAUCGCUGCAGGACCUGGUGAGGGUGAGGGUGAGGGUGUGGGUGGAGGUGAGGGUGAGGGUGAGGGUGGGGGGGGGGGGGGGGGGGGGGGGGGGGGGGGGGGGGGGGGGGGGGGGGGGGGGGGGGGGGGGGGGGGGGGGGGGGGGGGGGGGGGGGGGGGGGGGGGGGGGGGGGGGGGGGGGGGGGGGGGGGGGGGGGGGGGGGGGGGGGGGGGGGGGGGGGGGGGGGGGGGGGGGGGGGGGGGGGGGGGGGGGGGGGGGGGGGGGGGGGGGGGGGGGGGGGGGGGGGGGGGGGGGGGGGGGGGGGGGGGGGGGGGGGGGGGGGGGGGGGGGGGGGGGGGGGGGGGGGGGGGGGGGGGGGGGGGGGGGGGGGGGGGGGGGGGGGGGGGGGGGGGGGGGGGGGGGGGGGGGGGGGGGGGGGGGGGGGGGGGGGGGGGGGGGGGGGGGGGGGGGGGGGGGGGGGGGGGGGGGGGGGGGGGGGGGGGGGGGGGGGGGGGGGGGGGGGGGGGGGGGGGGGGGGGGGGGGGGGGGGGGGGGGGGGGGGGGGGGGGGGGGGGGGGGGGGGGGGGGGGGGGGGGGGGGGGGGGGGGGGGGGGGGGGGGGGGGGGGGGGGGGGGGGGGGGGGGGGGGGGGGGGGGGGGGGGGGGGGGGGGGGGGGGGGGGGGGGGGGGGGGGGGGGGGGGGGGGGGGGGGGGGGGGGGGGGGGGGGGGGGGGGGGGGGGGGGGGGGGGGGGGGGGGGGGGGGGGGGGGGGGGGGGGGGGGGGGGGGGGGGGGGGGGGGGGGGGGGGGGGGGGGGGGGGGGGGGGGGGGGGGGGGGGGGGGGGGGGGGGGGGGGGGGGGGGGGGGGGGGGGGGGGGGGGGGGGGGGGGGGGGGGGGGGGGGGGGGGGGGGGGGGGGGGGGGGGGGGGGGGGGGGGGGGGGGGGGGGGGGGGGGGGGGGGGGGGGGGGGGGGGGGGGGGGGGGGGGGGGGGGGGGGGGGGGGGGGGGGGGGGGGGGGGGGGGGGGGGGGGGGGGGGGGGGGGGGGGGGGGGGGGGGGGGGGGGGGGGGGGGGGGGGGGGGGGGGGGGGGGGGGGGGGGGGGGGGGGGGGGGGGGGGGGGGGGGGGGGGGGGGGGGGGGGGGGGGGGGGGGGGGGGGGGGGGGGGGGGGGGGGGGGGGGGGGGGGGGGGGGGGGGGGGGGGGGGGGGGGGGGGGGGGGGGGGGGGGGGGGGGGGGGGGGGGGGGGGGGGGGGGGGGGGGGGGGGGGGGGGGGGGGGGGGGGGGGGGGGGGGGGGGGGGGGGGGGGGGGGGGGGGGGGGGGGGGGGGGGGGGGGGGGGGGGGGGGGGGGGGGGGGGGGGGGGGGGGGGGGGGGGGGGGGGGGGGGGGGGGGGGGGGGGGGGGGGGGGGGGGGGGGGGGGGGGGGGGGGGGGGGGGGGGGGGGGGGGGGGGGGGGGGGGGGGGGGGGGGGGGGGGGGGGGGGGGGGGGGGGGGGGGGGGGGGGGGGGGGGGGGGGGGGGGGGGGGGGGGGGGGGGGGGGGGGGGGGGGGGGGGGGGGGGGGGGGGGGGGGGGGGGGGGGGGGGGGGGGGGGGGGGGGGGGGGGGGGGGGGGGGGGGGGGGGGGGGGGGGGGGGGGGGGGGGGGGGGGGGGGGGGGGGGGGGGGGGGGGGGGGGGGGGGGGGGGGGGGGGGGGGGGGGGGGGGGGGGGGGGGGGGGGGGGGGGGGGGGGGGGGGGGGGGGGGGGGGGGGGGGGGGGGGGGGGGGGGGGGGGGGGGGGGGGGGGGGGGGGGGGGGGGGGGGGGGGGGGGGGGGGGGGGGGGGGGGGGGGGGGGGGGGGGGGGGGGGGGGGGGGGGGGGGGGGGGGGGGGGGGGGGGGGGGGGGGGGGGGGGGGGGGGGGGGGGGGGGGGGGGGGGGGGGGGGGGGGGGGGGGGGGGGGGGGGGGGGGGGGGGGGGGGGGGGGGGGGGGGGGGGGGGGGGGGGGGGGGGGGGGGGGGGGGGGGGGGGGGGGGGGGGGGGGGGGGGGGGGGGGGGGGGGGGGGGGGGGGGGGGGGGGGGGGGGGGGGGGGGGGGGGGGGGGGGGGGGGGGGGGGGGGGGGGGGGGGGGGGGGGGGGGGGGGGGGGGGGGGGGGGGGGGGGGGGGGGGGGGGGGGGGGGGGGGGGGGGGGGGGGGGGGGGGGGGGGGGGGGGGGGGGGGGGGGGGGGGGGGGGGGGGGGGGGGGGGGGGGGGGGGGGGGGGGGGGGGGGGGGGGGGGGGGGGGGGGGGGGGGGGGGGGGGGGGGGGGGGGGGGGGGGGGGGGGGGGGGGGGGGGGGGGGGGGGGGGGGGGGGGGGGGGGGGGGGGGGGGGGGGGGGGGGGGGGGGGGGGGGGGGGGGGGGGGGGGGGGGGGGGGGGGGGGGGGGGGGGGGGGGGGGGGGGGGGGGGGGGGGGGGGGGGGGGGGGGGGGGGGGGGGGGGGGGGGGGGGGGGGGGGGGGGGGGGGGGGGGGGGGGGGGGGGGGGGGGGGGGGGGGGGGGGGGGGGGGGGGGGGGGGGGGGGGGGGGGGGGGGGGGGGGGGGGGGGGGGGGGGGGGGGGGGGGGGGGGGGGGGGGGGGGGGGGGGGGGGGGGGGGGGGGGGGGGGGGGGGGGGGGGGGGGGGGGGGGGGGGGGGGGGGGGGGGGGGGGGGGGGGGGGGGGGGGGGGGGGGGGGGGGGGGGGGGGGGGGGGGGGGGGGGGGGGGGGGGGGGGGGGGGGGGGGGGGGGGGGGGGGGGGGGGGGGGGGGGGGGGGGGGGGGGGGGGGGGGGGGGGGGGGGGGGGGGGGGGGGGGGGGGGGGGGGGGGGGGGGGGGGGGGGGGGGGGGGGGGGGGGGGGGGGGGGGGGGGGGGGGGGGGGGGGGGGGGGGGGGGGGGGGGGGGGGGGGGGGGGGGGGGGGGGGGGGGGGGGGGGGGGGGGGGGGGGGGGGGGGGGGGGGGGGGGGGGGGGGGGGGGGGGGGGGGGGGGGGGGGGGGGGGGGGGGGGGGGGGGGGGGGGGGGGGGGGGGGGGGGGGGGGGGGGGGGGGGGGGGGGGGGGGGGGGGGGGGGGGGGGGGGGGGGGGGGGGGGGGGGGGGGGGGGGGGGGGGGGGGGGGGGGGGGGGGGGGGGGGGGGGGGGGGGGGGGGGGGGGGGGGGGGGGGGGGGGGGGGGGGGGGGGGGGGGGGGGGGGGGGGGGGGGGGGGGGGGGGGGGGGGGGGGGGGGGGGGGGGGGGGGGGGGGGGGGGGGGGGGGGGGGGGGGGGGGGGGGGGGGGGGGGGGGGGGGGGGGGGGGGGGGGGGGGGGGGGGGGGGGGGGGGGGGGGGGGGGGGGGGGGGGGGGGGGGGGGGGGGGGGGGGGGGGGGGGGGGGGGGGGGGGGGGGGGGGGGGGGGGGGGGGGGGGGGGGGGGGGGGGGGGGGGGGGGGGGGGGGGGGGGGGGGGGGGGGGGGGGGGGGGGGGGGGGGGGGGGGGGGGGGGGGGGGGGGGGGGGGGGGGGGGGGGGGGGGGGGGGGGGGGGGGGGGGGGGGGGGGGGGGGGGGGGGGGGGGGGGGGGGGGGGGGGGGGGGGGGGGGGGGGGGGGGGGGGGGGGGGGGGGGGGGGGGGGGGGGGGGGGGGGGGGGGGGGGGGGGGGGGGGGGGGGGGGGGGGGGGGGGGGGGGGGGGGGGGGGGGGGGGGGGGGGGGGGGGGGGGGGGGGGGGGGGGGGGGGGGGGGGGGGGGGGGGGGGGGGGGGGGGGGGGGGGGGGGGGGGGGGGGGGGGGGGGGGGGGGGGGGGGGGGGGGGGGGGGGGGGGGGGGGGGGGGGGGGGGGGGGGGGGGGGGGGGGGGGGGGGGGGGGGGGGGGGGGGGGGGGGGGGGGGGGGGGGGGGGGGGGGGGGGGGGGGGGGGGGGGGGGGGAGGGUGA
Knipowitschia caucasica is the source of this 4218-nucleotide messenger RNA. NCBI's taxonomy places the organism in Eukaryota, Metazoa, Chordata, Actinopteri, Gobiiformes, Gobiidae. The record is from the annotation of a GenBank genome assembly.